Molecule: messenger RNA, 2344 nt
Organism: Columba livia (rock pigeon)
Lineage: Eukaryota; Metazoa; Chordata; Aves; Columbiformes; Columbidae
Gene: KCNJ15
Product: potassium inwardly rectifying channel subfamily J member 15
Exons: 3
Coding region: 310-1440 (376 amino acids)
Biological process (GO): potassium ion import across plasma membrane; regulation of monoatomic ion transmembrane transport
Cellular component (GO): plasma membrane
Molecular function (GO): inward rectifier potassium channel activity
Source: RefSeq, a predicted model, not a curated record
AUCUCAGACAAGUUUCUUGCAGUGCUGCUAAUUCUUCUGUUAUCCCUUUCCUCCCACAGUGCUGCAGGGAGGAGAUGAAUGAGAGCUCUCCAGCUCACCACCUCAACCUUCUCCAGCAGCUGAACGUGAGGAAGCUGCAGGAGCAGUGAAGAAUGGAUCUGACUAGAGGAAACAAUAGAGCCUCGGUAACCAGCGGGGCAGAAUAGAAGUGGGAUGAGCUUCUCAGUCCUCAACAACUGACUGCUGAGACACUCCGGAGAGGCCAUAGAGAAAAGGAGCCGCUGUCUACUGAGGACUGAAGCAGUGAGAAUGGAACCCACAAAGAUUAAUAUGUCUCGCCUGCCACUGGUUAAUGGAGGCAUCGACACUGUCAUGCUCAAGGCACACAAACCCCGUGUGAUGUCCAAAAGUGGUCACAGCAACGUGCGGAUAGACAAAGUCGAUGGCAUUUACCUGCUCUACCUUCAAGACUUGUGGACUACAGUUAUAGACAUGAAAUGGAGGUACAAACUCACCUUAUUUGCUGCUACUUUUGUUAUGACCUGGUUCCUCUUUGGAGUUAUCUACUAUGCCAUUGCAUUCCUUCAUGGUGAUUUAGAAAUAAACAAGUUCAAUCCAAAGCGCGAGCCAUGUGUCAAGAAUGUAGACUCUCUGACUGGGGCAUUUCUCUUCUCCCUGGAGUCACAAACAACCAUUGGCUAUGGAUUUCGUUUCAUUACAGAGGAGUGUCCUCAUGCCAUUUUCUUACUUGUGGCCCAACUGGUCAUCACCACUUUGAUUGAAAUCUUCAUCACAGGCACCUUUCUGGCCAAAAUUGCAAGACCUAAAAAACGGGCAGAGACUAUUAAAUUCAGCCACUGUGCCGUCAUCACUAAACACAAUGGAGAACUUUGCCUGGUGAUUAGGGUAGCAAAUAUGAGGAAGAGUCUCCUGAUACAGUGUCAGCUGUCUGGGAAGCUUCUUCAGACAUAUGAAACCAAAGAAGGGGAGCGGAUCCUGCUGAAUCAAGCCAGUGUCAAGUUCAACGUUGACUCCUCUUCAGAGAGUCCUUUUCUCAUUUUGCCUUUAACCUUCUACCAUAUUUUGGAUGAGAGCAGCCCUUUGAGAGAUCUCACACCUCAGAAUCUCAAGGACAAGGACUUUGAGCUUGUAGUGCUCCUGAACGCCACAGUGGAGUCCACCAGUGCUGUUUGCCAAAGCAGGACUUCCUACAUCCCCGAGGAGAUCCACUGGGGCUAUGAGUUCGUGCCUGUGGUUUCUCUGUCUCCAAAUGGAAAGUACGUUGCAGAUUUCAGUCAAUUCGAGAAGAUUAGGAGAAGCACAGAUUCCAAUUAUUAUAGUAUGGACUCUGAAAAACAAAAACUAGAGGAGAAAUACAGGCAGGAGGAUCAAAGAGAGAGAGAAUUGAGAACGAUGUUAUUACAGCAGAGCAAUGUUUGAUUUCAUGGACAAAAUAUUCUGAUUAAUCCUUUUUGCAAACUGAAAAAACAUACUCUCUGUAUGUCCACUAUGAAACAGCAGUGAAAUCCUUUUCAGCAAAUAGCUUUGAUGUAUAGUAAACCUAUCCCUUAGGCUGAGCUGUUAAUCAAGUACUUUGUAAUUAGGUAGGGUUCCUUUGUUCAUGAUCGUGACUUAGCAAAGUUGGAUUCGUAUAAAGUGUCUGUCUUAUACAAUCGCUAAAAGCAGACACACCACUUUCCAUUUGGAAAGUGAAACUAGAUGCACCGUGCUGAUUCCUUCAAAUAUUUAUUUGACAUAGUUUUAUUGUGAACAUGUAUUCACAGAAACAGCACGCAGUACUGCUAGAAAAAGAUAUGCUCCUUUAAAAUAUAUAUAUUUAAAAUGUGUAUUCUCGUACCAGGUAUUGCCUUCGUGGCAAUUCCUGGCACUGACAGACAGUUUGGUUGGACAUGGAAAGAGCCCACUGGGAGGUGAUAAACUUCUGAAAUCUUGAAGGAGGAUGACAGGGUAGUCAUACUGGGUGCUGAGGAGUGAUCACUCAUUUUUUAAACCUUGUCAAUGCCUGAUUUAUGUGUAAUAGCAAAAAGGGAAGAUGAGGGCAAGAUACAUGAAAUCACAACAGUAAUCAACUAAAGUUAAAGCUGAUUUGAGACACCUGGUUUUUAUCCAAUGUAAAUAGUUUGUAAUAGCAGUGUAACAAUACAUUUCUACAGAUUGCUUGCUUUGCUAUGGACAAUAUUUAAUUUUGGUUAAAGGAAAACUGUAUAAUGUCUAUAGACAAUAUUUACUUUUUCUGGCAACCAUAAAGGACAAGCAUUCUUUUUAUCCAUUUCAUUUUUUGGUCUAUUAAAAUCCUUCGAUUAAUAAAGGAAUUUAAUUUGAA